CAAUGCCAAAUAAUUAUAUAGAAUAUAAACAAUUUUUGUUCAAAAUCCUGACGCCACAGAGAUAGGCAAAAUACACUGCACCUUAUCCACCAAACCCUACAUCGGAAAGACAGCCGAACCACCACCACCACCGCGGCGGCGGCGCGUAAUCAACAAUCGCCGCCGCGGUGCAGGUGAAUACCGAUUACUAUUAUAAACAUGAAGGUUAAAGAAAGCCCAAAUAGAAUAAAAAGGUUCUGCUGACUGCUGACAAGUGAAAUGAUGGGAGAAACCAUUUUUUCAUUCAUUGGAAUCUCGGAAGCCAAUUCGUUUCUUACUCCUGCUGGACCCACACACUGUUAGUGUGAGAAACGAGAUGAACAGGUGAUGAUGGGGGCUCCACCAUGGAAAAAGGGGUGAAGAAAAAUAGUUAAAAUUGAAGCCCACAAAAGUCUUUUUGCAGUUUCAGUUUCGGUCAUUUCUGAAUCGAAAGAGACGAAAAAUCCCGUUUUGAGGUUUUCGAUUUAUUUCAAAAUCUUGGUCCAAAGGGAAAAACGCUCGCAUCGAAAUUGGCUGCCCUAAUUCUUCUCCCUUUCUCUGAAUGCAUUUUGAUUCUUAGCAGUCUUUUAUUUUAUUUGAUUUUCUGUAGUUUGGGAGAAUAAUUUGUAGGUCUUAUGAAAAGUUUGUGGCUUUCUUGGAGUAUGAGGUGUUCUUUAAUUUGAGUUUUAGGGUUGAAAGAAUUGCACUCCCAAUUGGAUCUUGAGAAAGAGCAAAUUAAGCAGUGUUGAGUUGCAGUUGUGGAUUUUCCGAUCAUGCCGCUGUCGGAAUUGUGGAAUUUGGGCGGAGGAAAGCUUGAAUCCGGCCAACAGAGAUCUUGUCCGAACGAUGAUAUCUCUUCUCCGGCUGAGAAUGAUUUGGUGGAGUUAGUUUGGCAGAAUGGACAGAUCACGAUGCAGAGUCAAUCCGGCAGGGUCGCCGGAAAUCCCAACGCCGGGAGAGGCCGCGACGCCAUUCCGGGGCGUUCGCCGCCGCCGCCGCCGAGGAUCGGGAAGUUCGGCGGAGGAGCUGACUGUAUUUUAGACGAUAUGCCGUCGGUAGUACCUUCUGAGGAAUUGGAUUUAGGACAAGACGAUGAAAUGGUUCCAUGGCUAAGUUAUCCGAUUUCCGGCGACGUGUUGCCACAGGAUUUAGUGUCGGAUCUUCUGCCGGAGAUCUCCGGCAUCACGGCCGCCGGAAUGCCUGCUCAAAAUAGCUUUCGAAGUGUCGAAAAUUUGCAUAGCAUUGAGAGUGCAUCGAAAUCUUGUCCGAAAACUCGUCCCCUCAGCUCGUGGCCCGUUCAGACAAUGGAUGCAGUCGGGCCGGGAAAGGGGUCGAGGGUAUCGAACAUUUGUAGCAUUAGUAAUGUGGAUAGCCAUUCGAGUGCUACGGUCGGGAAUGCGAGUCGAGGAAAAGAUACGGUGAACAUUUCGAACUUCGCGUAUUUUUCGCGACCGGCUACCCUUGUCAAAGCAAGCAUUCCGAAAUCCGAAGGUGUUGGAAGAAUGGGAGCCGCGGAUCAUCGAUCUUAUAGCGUUACCCGAAAGGAAGUAGGCUUCCAUGGAUCGUCGUCUACUUCGAAGAUUGCUAUGGUUGAUUGUGGACAACCGUCGUUUGCCCCCGACGGCACCGAGAGCCUAAGCAGAGACAAUCCCGUAAUCCCGAGCAAUAUUGUCGAGCCUAUGGUUGUUUCGUCUUCGGUUGGGUCGGGUAACAGCGCUGAUAGAGUUUCGUGUGAACAGACGCAUAAUUCGAAGAGAAAGUUCGGCGAUAAUGAGGAUUCGGAAUGUCGGAGUGAUGAUAUUGAGAUGCCGUCGAUUGGUGUUAAAAAAUUGAGUCUUGCUCGAGGUGGGAACGGGUCGAAGAGAAGUCGAGCGGCAGAAGUACAUAAUCUAUCGGAACGGCGGCGAAGAGAUAGGAUCAACGAGAAAAUGCGCGCAUUGCAAGAACUUAUUCCGAAUUGCAAUAAGGUGGAUAAAGCUUCGAUGCUCGACGAAGCCAUCGAGUAUUUGAAAACUCUUCAACUUCAAGUACAGAUAAUGUCCAUGGGAGCUGGAUUAUGCAUGCCGCCGCCGAUGAUGUUUCCUCCCGGAAUGCAGCACAUGCAUCCACAAUUUUCGGCGAUGGGGAUGGGUUUGGGGUUCGGGAUGGGUAUGGCGGAUGCGAACGGAGGACCGCCGAGUUGUCCUAUUUUCCCGGUACCUCCGAUGCACUUCCCAUCGCCAAUGUCUGCUCCCGUUAAUUUCCAGAGACUUCCGACGCCCAACAUGGCUGUUUACGGGCAUCCUAGUCAAGGAAGGAUGCGUUCGGCACCGAUGACCGGAGCUCCCAAAGAAGCGCCGAGCUCAUGCUGGACUUCUAGCUCGGCAGAUCCGACAGACAAGAAUUCGCAAUCGAUUCUCGAUGCAGAAGCGAGAAGCUUGGAAAAUCAUAAAUCGAGCGAGCAGCGGGUAUCUACGAAUGAAGUCCUCGACCACGACCUUGGCGGGUCGGGUACAGAAGCAAAGGAGAAGCAGGCAGCUGAGGCUACCGCCCCUCCUUCAUCCUGAUGAAACAGCUUGAAUGAGGUGAAAGUCUAGAUGUGAUGAAUUGAUGAUAACUAUGAUAUGAUGUUUUUCCUGUUCGAUAUUCUUAGGACAGCUGCUACAGAUUUCACAUUUUAUUCCAUUUUUAUUACGAGAAUCAUAAUGAAUGAAUUUGUUUGUUUGUAUA
Messenger RNA from Andrographis paniculata, 2727 nucleotides. Its product is annotated as transcription factor PIF3-like. The coding region runs from base 792 to 2564 and encodes 590 amino acids. Gene Ontology annotation, molecular function: DNA-binding transcription factor activity; protein dimerization activity. The record is from RefSeq and is a predicted model, not a curated record. The transcript has 9 exons. NCBI's taxonomy places the organism in Eukaryota, Viridiplantae, Streptophyta, Magnoliopsida, Lamiales, Acanthaceae. Gene Ontology annotation, biological process: regulation of DNA-templated transcription.